UUUUAUUUAACCAAGCAAAAGUUUAUGGGAGACUUCGUAUUAUAUCAGUUGUUUUAGAUCUCCAUCUUCAGGCUCACCGCAGGAUCUUGGAAAAUUUCCCGACUGUGAGUAACCGUAAAUUUUAAUAACCCAGGGAGAUAAGCACAUGAUGUCGAGCGGCGCUCAGGCCAGUGAGUCCACCGACGAUUGGUUGGAAGAAGAUGUUGAGCUUCCAGGAGACUCCGAAUAUCGCAAAAUAAACGAAGGAAUCUGGAAGGAAGGUUUCAGGAAUGCUGUUACCGAGAGUAAAGAUGUUAGCCUGCAGAAAGGCUUCGAAGAUGGAUUCUCUCGAUGCGCUGCGUUAUCCGCUCGUCUCGGUGAGCUGCGCGGUCAGUUCGAGGCCACGCUUAAACUGAGAGCAUCCGACGCACACCGUGUGUCCAUGCAAAACUUUCUGACUGAACUUACUGAGUUCAGCACGCAUGCAUCAAAGUUUGCCACAAAAGACCUGCAGAGUCCCGAGGGAAUGCUGAAUUUCAAUAAGCAAACGGAUCUUCAUGCACUAAAUGUGGAUGAUGCUGUAAAUAAUUUAAUACGACGCGGGAUGGCCAUUUUAAGCAAAGGGGCAGAGAAAGAUAGUUGAUUCCGGAACAACGAAGCGCGAAGUGGAUCACAAUGUGGAUACUAAACACUGAACAGUGGCAUUUGGAUUGUUACUUAUUGCCAGUCGACCAGGAUAAUUCCAUCCUUCGAAUAAAUUCGCAUACUGAAAACGGGUGGGACACGACCUGUCGAUGUCGAUAACCUGAAAAUGUUGGAUCCCGUGAAGGAAAGUUGCGCACUGGGAAGUUCAUAAUUCAUCAAACAAGAAUUUUGUAGGACUAAUUAAUAAUAAUCCUGCGUGCAAUAAUGCUGGAUGGGAUUCUACAGAACUAGAUGAAAGCGUUUGAAAAUCGUUUGCUUCUAUGGCGUCUUCCCUUUUGUUUUGAUAAUGAUGUGACUGAUGUCUACCGGUGUUUCCAGUUCUUUCCAGAUUUGAAUACUUCUAUUAAAACUCAUUGACAAAUGAUAUCCACUGCUUCAUUAAUCUAGCCAGAAUAGUCCUGCCUUUAAUCCGUUAUUCCUGUGUAAGAAGUGGUAUUUUUGAUGUG
This is a messenger RNA of Paramacrobiotus metropolitanus, 1130 nucleotides long. RefSeq lists its product as uncharacterized. Lineage: Eukaryota; Metazoa; Tardigrada; Eutardigrada; Parachela; Macrobiotidae. The record is from RefSeq and is a predicted model, not a curated record. The transcript is spliced from 3 exons. The coding region runs from base 146 to 622 and encodes 158 amino acids.